CACAUUUCUCACACUCAUACACACACACACACAGAAACAUAUUCCUUUCCAUUCAUUGAAACCUUAAAAAAAAAAAAAAACAUGUUAACACUUCAAUCACCAGUCACCCAAACCAACCUCGUCCGGCCAAAAACCGGCCGCCGUCCUCUCCAGCCAAUCAAAUCUCAAACCAACAUCCCACAAAUCGAACCCACAUAUCGAAAAGCAAGCCAAAUAAUCGAGAUCACCAACGACGAUUCCAAUAAAGAAAACCCGGGUCAGAAACAAACCGAAAAACAAAAUGUGGGUUCUGUUGUUGAAGAUCCGGUUGUCCGAAUCGAGCAGUUUGAAGUGUCGUUGGCGGAUGAGCUGAUUGCGAUUCGCGAGAAAAUGGAGAGGUUAAGAUUGGAUAAAGAAAAGACGGAAAAUAUGUUGAAGGAAAGGGAAUUAAUGAUGGAUUUGAAAAUGAAGGAAAUCGAACAGAGAGGGGAGAUUCAGAAGGUGUUUGAGAUUGAAGUCGAUCGUCUUUAUCGAUUAAAUGAGCUCAGAUCAUUAUGUAAUAGGAUACUUCCUAUUAGAUCGUUGCGAGAAAAGGAACAAGAAAAGAUUAAACCAGAUAAAUCAGAGGGGGAAAAGGCAGAAGAAAUUAAAGAAGAAGAAAAGGCAAAGAAGAAUCCUUGUGGGGUAGUUGAUUUAAAGAAAUGAAAUGAUUAGUGAUGUUUUGGGUUUUUUGAAUUUUUGGUGUGUUGUUUGGGUCAACAAAGAAGAAAAUUAUAUAGUGGGUAUAAUAGCUUGUUGUAUUCAUGACUUUGAAGAAAAGAGUAGUAUUUGUGUUGUGUGAUCA
Molecule: messenger RNA, 823 nt
Organism: Erigeron canadensis
Lineage: Eukaryota; Viridiplantae; Streptophyta; Magnoliopsida; Asterales; Asteraceae
Product: golgin subfamily A member 6-like protein 1
Exons: 3
Coding region: 82-684 (200 amino acids)
Source: RefSeq, a predicted model, not a curated record